Messenger RNA from Lymnaea stagnalis (great pond snail), 5036 nucleotides. The record is from the annotation of a GenBank genome assembly. NCBI's taxonomy places the organism in Eukaryota, Metazoa, Mollusca, Gastropoda, Lymnaeidae.
UGGCAGGCGUAUGUAACAUUCUAUAUGCAGGGCCUAUGUCAGAUUAUAUUGCCGAUUAUAGGUUUGCUUAUGACGCCUAGUCGCAACCCACACACAGCCACGAGCAUAAGAAUUUAAAAUAAAAAAUAUUAUUAAUUAUAGUUUGAGUGUUCUGUUUGCUUUAGCCUGCUUGGCCUGUCUUCGGCCUUAGCGAAACCAAAACCGAAACGCCUGUGGUUCGUAUCAGUAUCAUUAACUGCAUAAUAUUUUAAAUAUUUUAGAACAGUACAUGUGUCUAUAGAUUUUACCAUCAAAUAUAGGCAACUUAAAAAAAAAACCAAACAAUUAUAUGUGUUAAUUAAUUUUUUUGAGUGGGGUUUAACCGUCUUGUUAUAAAACUUUAUUUCUACCUAGCCGAUUCUACGUACUACUGCUACGUCUGACUCAGUAGGCUACUCUCAGUGACUCAGUGCUUUGAAAAAUCAAGACAAGAUUUGUUACUUGAAGGUGUUUUUGUUGUCAAAUAGCUUCAUGAACAAAGUUUCACUUUGUUAUUUAUAAAUUAAUGCAGCGCUAAAUAAUUAUAAAAAAGAUAUCCCAACAUUGAACAUGUUGGUUUAAAACCAAACAAGUUAGUUAAAUUUAAUUUGUGCACUUUGCUAAUAAAUCAAUAAUGCUAUUUUUAUUAUUAUUAGGCUACGCUAUAAAAUAAUAGGCUAUAUUGUAUCAUAAAUACAGAGUGAUCACUUUAACUUUAUGAAAUGAUUAAUAAUAUACCAUACUGAUAUAAUAAUAUUAUUAUUUGUCAUCAGUGAUCAGCCAAUACUUAUAAUGGAAGAAAUACUCAUUGUUAACCAGAAUAUAGCACCUAUAAAUAAAUACAAAUUUGAAAUACUGUUUAACAAAAAAUCAAAAGAAGUAGGCCUAUGCAGUGUGCAUAUUGCACAUAUAUAAAAUUAUAAAUUAUUAUUUAUCAAAAGAAGUAGGUCUACUUCACCUAUAUUUAUAUCAUAAAAUAGGCCUAUUAGUUAUCAAAAGAAGUAGGCAUAGGCAUAACUGCAGUGCUGGCAUCUUUAUAGGGUUCAAAAUUCAUGAUAUUAUUAAUUAUUAAUGUUAUUUUCCUUUUGCUUUUCUUUUCAGAUUUUUCUCAAAGAAAAUGGGUGAUGAAUAUGGUAAUACUAAUAUAAUGAAUGAAACCAUUAGCAUAGGAAGUGGGGUUAGAUGGGGCAGUCCCCCUUGGCAGUCAAUAUUUUCUCUUAAUAUUUGGAGCUUGGCCUGCCCCAGCUUCACACUAGCUUUAGCUACACCACUGAAUAAAACUGUUUCUAUAUUUUCUAUUUUCCAUUCUCAUUUACACUAUUUCUUAUGUCAUGCUGUCUUUAACUGAGAAGAAUAAUGAAGUAGUAUGGUUUGUUUUUAACACCAUGGCCUCAAUUUAUUUCACUUGUGAAAAAUAACAUGCUCUUGUGCUGAUGCAAACAUAAUUUACAAUCAAUAACUAUGUACUAUAAGGCUUACAAACCUUUUCAGUUAUGAAUUAUUUCCUACACAACUUUUUCUUCUCUAACAACAUCUUCUGUUAUUUCAGAGUCUGACAAUGACCACAUGAUGACUAAAUUGGUUUUGCCCAAUGGCACUAUAAAAAGAGACUUUGUUGUGCGGACAAAAACAGAUGUAUCAAGGGUAAUUCAAUUUAGUCUAUUAACUUAAUUUUUUUCAUUAAGUUCUAUGACUUCAUUUAAUUAAACAACAUUGUAGUAUGUUAAAAUCUUUGUUGGAUUUAGAAUUUGAUGUUAAAGGUAAUAUACUUUUUACACUUUUAUUAAAAGUUUCUCCUUUAAAUGGCAAUGAAUAAAGACUGAAUGAACUACCAUCAAUGCAAUUAUAAAUACUGUAGUCAUUUUCAUUUCAGUCCCUAAUUAACAUUAAUUUUACAAGACCUAACAUUUUUAAAAAGAAGAAUUUCCAAUGAAAGCCAUAUUAUCAAUUUUUAAACAGGAAAAAGUUAGAAUUCUUUCUGAUGUUCAACUUCGUGUUCCACCUCCAGAAGAAUUGAUGUUGGUUAUUUUGGAUGAACAUGGAAAUGAAGAAGUGAUGGAUGAAAGUAAAAAAAUGGAUUUCUAUAGAAAUUCAAUUUCAGUUGGCACCAUUGAAAUCCGUGAUAAAAAGCAAGUAUCUCUAUUUAUGGAAAUGUCAUAUUGAUAAACCUUGAGCCAACAAUCAGCAAUACAUUUUUUGAAAUAUAUUUUACUCAUACUUAUACUAGUUUCAAAACCUACAUUGUUCCAAUCAUGUCUACAUUCAGAAGGUUAAGUUGUGUCAUUCCCACAUUUUUAAAAUUGCGUGAAGUAACAAAUGCCCAAUGCACUACUCUGGUGCUCUGCUAACACUCCCAGCUUUAUUCCGCUACUAAAAUUAAUAUCUUUUAUUCAGCUUCCUUUCUAUGUUUAAAUAAAUUAAAAAAUCAGUUUUUUAUUUUAAAUCCUCAAGCUUACAACCGUGAAGUUGUGCUGGGGAAAAUCAGUCAUAAUGAUCACAUUUCUUUUAUUUGCUCCAAAUGUCAUUGAUUUGAAAAAUAUAAAAAACAAAUAUUAAAAACCAUAAAUUUAACCAUAUAAACAUGACACUGUCCAAUGACAUACUUUGACAUUAAGUCUGCCUGGUUUUAGACCUCUUAGAACCCUUCAGUUUUCUUAAAUGCCUUAUUAAGACAAACCAUAAAAAAUAAACAUUUUUAAAACCUCAGAGUCAUGGACUUGUAGAGCCAUGGACUUGUAGAGCCAUGGACUUGUAGAGCCAUGGACUUGUAGAGCCAUGGACUUGUAGAGCCAUGGACUUGUAGAGCCAUGGACUUGUAGAGCCAUGGACUUGUAGAGCCAUGGACUUGGUGAGCCAUGGACUUGUAGAGCCAUGGACUUGUAGAGCCAAGGACUUGUAGAGCCAUGGACUUGUAGAGCCAUGGACUUGUAGAGUCAUGGACUUGUAGAGUCAUAUUGCUGAAACAUCCAAUUUUUGUAUUGUCUUUCUUCAGGUUUAUCUCUACCUGGUGUAUAUUUCUUACAAAUAUAUUGAGAGUCUGCUCUAGUCAACUUAGUAAUAGGGGGAGAAAUUAUUUGAAUUAUUUUUAAAAACAACAUUUUAAUAUUUUUGUUAUGGUGAAUUUGUUUUUUUUAAAUAUCUUUCUCUUGUAGCUCUGCUGUACGAAGCACACCAACUGGACACAAGACACCUUUAGAAAGCUUUGGAGUUUGUACUAAACAGCAAUAGAAAUGCUCAAAUUAAUUUUAAAAAAUUAAAGAGAAAGCCAAAUUCAUUUAGAAAAGCAAAACUCUUAACCUGUGGUUUUUAGUCACCAGUCCACAGACAUGCAGCUAUUUCCAGCUUGUAGGGGCCCUACACCAAAUUUUUUAAAUAUUAAAUAUUUCUGUCUUGGAAGUUCAAGACAUCAUUUUUACCAGCAAUCACGAUUGUGUUUUGGUUUUUCGUUAUUUUAAAUAACGAAUUAUUUUUUAUUUUAUUUAUAAAGCCUAGGCCUUCUACUAUUGGUUGUAAAAGAAUAUAAUAAAAAAUUUGUAAAUUAUUUGUGUUAUUUUAUCAAGUCCCAGUUGGAAAACCACUGUGUGAACCACAAAAUAAUUUAUAAUUAUUCAAUUCUCGUUAAUAAGAUUAUUAAACCUUUAUAAAAUCAAUGACAUGAAGGUUUUGUACCAAAACGUUUUGUUUUGUACCAAAACGUUUUUGCAAGGCCCACCUUAAUGAUAUGAAAGUGAUUCAAUCUUUGUUUUGAUGAAUUUUACCUUUCAUGUGUGCGUGCCUCUCAUAAUAGUUAAAUGUUAUACAGGGAAAUAGUAUUCCAUCAGACAGUAAGGUAUUUUUAAAGUAUUUUUUUUUUCUAUUUGUAACGAGGCAACUUUUUUUUUUAUUCUUGUAAACGAGGCAACUAUUUUUUUUUGCCUUGUAAAUGAGGCAACUAUUUUUUUCUUCUUGCAAAUGAGGCAACUAAAGUUUAUUUUGUUAUCCUCCAAUAUAAGCUCAAAUAUGGACACUCAUCACAAUGUUUAAAAAAAAAUGAUUUUACUAUUAGAACAUAAAUUAUACAUUUGAAUUAUUGAUCUUGUGUGCAGUGAAUUUUAAUGGCUAAGCUCUGUUGGUGAAAUAGCCCUAAAAUUCACUAUUUUAAAAGAUUUUGAAAUUCAUGUCAAUUUUUAAAAACUUACUCUAAGAACAUAAAGAAAAGGCUGCAAAACUAUUGUGUAGAUUUUUACUGUUCUUCUUUUACGCAACAUUAGUAUUCAAAUGCAUGCAUAAUUUAUUUUACAUUUUAUGCCUGGGAAAAAAAUAUGUUUUACAUGAAAAUGUAUACAGUUGAGGAUUAUAGGCAAUGUGUGCAAAAGUGCAUUUGCUUAAAACUUGAUGGGCAUUGCAUUCUAAAAGUUGAAUGUAAGGAUUGCCUCACUAACUUCAGAUUUAACAUGUCAAGGUCACUAGCCUACCUUGACACUUAUUUCAUUUAGGACAUGCUUCUAGCCCUGUUGUUUUAUUUUUCAUUUAACUGCAUCAGCUUUUGUUUUUUAAAUCACAUAUUAUGUAGGUAGUCUUUAAAAAAAAAAGUAUAAUCAUGAAAUAUAAUUUAAAAAAAUGAAAUAAAUUGUUUUUUAUAUCUGUCAAUCAUUAUUUCCAAUUAAACAAAAUCUAAAUAUUUGUGUAGUUAGAGCCGUGUAUUUAUUUUUUUGCUACAAAAUUUUACUUAACUGAUAAAGAAAUGAAAAAUAAAAACCUCAAUCGAUUUAGAUUUAGUUCAUGUACAUUUCAUCUAACAUUUCAAAUUCAACGAAUAUUUUUAUCACUAUUGACUAUUGAAAAAAGAAUUCUAAAGUCCUGAAAUAAUGCAUUCAUUGAUGAGUUAGUUUGUAUAUUAAACAACACACUUUUCAAAACUGAUAUGAAAUGCUGAUAUUGAAUAGACUGAACUCUUUUGCUGUGAUAUUUAUGUAGACUUAUUAUUGUAACGGUCUUUUCACCUUGGAGUUAAUUAAACAUUUUUUUCAAACAAUAAA